AUGUUCUUCUUAUUAUUAUUUCUUUAUUCUGUGUAUUCUGUAAGUUCAUUAAGUAAUCAAGAAGAUUUAACUAUAUCGAAAUAUUCUCAAAUUGGUUGUUUAAUUUUAAGAUCUGAUAAACAAUUUCUUGUUAAUAAUAUUCAAGAAAAUCAUUUAUUACCAUAUCAAACAUUAUCAAGUUCACAUAUGACUAUUGAAUUAUGUUUUCGUCUUUGUCGACAAUGGACAAUUUUACUUUCAAAUAAUCAAACAAAUUGUAUAUGUUUAUAUACAAUAAAUAAACCCUAUGAAUUCAACAGAUAUUUAGGUGAAUUUUCUUCAAUAAAUAAUUGUACAUCAAAUGAUAUACAAAUAUAUUCAUUAACUGAAAAUAUUUAUUUAUUACCAACAUUAUUAUCACAACGAAGUGAUGAUUGGUCAUUUGAUGGUUGUUAUUAUUUAGAUAGUUUAGAAACAAUUCAAGCUAAUAUCAAAUUAAUUAAUAUGAAUUUUAUUCAAGCACUUGAUUCAUGUCGAAAACAUUGUGAAACAAUUCCUGUAACCAAUCAUUUUUCAUAUUUUCUUUCACGUAAAAAAUCUUGUUAUUGUUUACCAAUAAAAUAUUUUCAAAAAACAAAAAUAAUUGCAAUACGAAAACCAUUAAUACAUUGUUCAUUUCUUCCUAAUAUAUGUCAAGGGUUUAUAAAUUCAUGUAGAAAAUAUUCAUAUGAGGUAAAUUCCAAUAGUUUAAUUAAAAUCGAUGUACAUCAUUAUUGUUUAUCAACUGAUAUGAUUUCACUUAUAUUUGAUAGAAUAUUUAAUAUGUGUUUGAAAUCAAUAUUAAUUCAUACACCAACAAAUAUUUCAAUAUUAUAUUCAAAUUAUAAAUGUUUACCAUUAAUUAUCAAAACAUUUGAACAAUGGAAUUAUUUCAUUCAAUCAUCGUGGAUAACAUAUACAAAAAUAAUACUUUCAAUUGAUAGAAAUUCGACAUAUAUUUUUAAUGAUUUAUUUCAAUAUAAUAAUUUAACAUUAAUAUCAAAUGAACUUUGUAUUUCAAUUAUGAGAACAAGUUCAAAUAAUAUUUCAUAUGAACUUAUUUCAUGUUCAAAUGUAUAUACACCUGCUUAUAUUUUAUGUGCACAAAAACCUUUUCAAUCAACAAGUUCAUAUGAAGAAGAUUUUCAAAUAAUACAUAAUCAAACUGAAACAUCUACUAUUAAUGAAAUUUUAUCUUGUCCAGAAAAUUUUGUCUUAUUUAAUAAAAUAUGUUAUUAUAUUCAUACAUCAUUUGUUUAUAAUACACUAGAUAGUGAACGUUUAUGUUAUAAUCAAAGUAUCAAUAGUACACUUGUUAAAUUUGAUUCGCAGGAACGUGGAAAUAUAAAUGUAACAAAAUUUCUUGGUCGAACAUUUAGUGAUAUUUUACUUGAAUUCUUUUAUUAUAUAUUAGAAAAACAAUUAUCUAUUCAAUCAAAAUAUGAUUUAAAUAAAAGAAAUUCAUUACGAUUACUUAUUGGUGAUAAAAAUGAUCCAAAAGAAUGUUUUUUACGUUAUUUUCAACGUUCAGCAGGUGGCUUCGUAGUUCUGCAUCGAUGUAGUAAUGGUGGAUAUCCUGUUUGUCAAACUGAACCAAUUCGAACAAAAAUAAUAUCGAUUAAUCAAACAAUUUCUAUAGUAAAUGACUCAACAAUCGAAACAACAACAACAACAACAGAAAUUAUUUUAUUCAAUUCAACAAAUAAAACAAUUAUAUCUUCUAUUAAUGAAAAUGAUACAACUAAUUUUUCUAUAAUAGCUGACGAAGAUCUUGUUAAUAAUGAAACAGGAGUUGAUUUUCAAUCUUAUAAUAAUGUAUCAAUACAAACUAUCCGAAAACAUUCAAAAUAUCAACCAUUAAUUUUAAUUCUUACUGGUCCGAUAUUAGGAUUAAUUUUAUUAUUCACAGGAUUUAGUUUACUUAUUUGGCAAAUUCGACAAAAUCGUAAAUCACGUUCGAAUCGUAGUAGUAUCGUCGGUGCUCGUCGAACAAAUCGUUCAUCAACAACUGUAACUAUUAAUGAUAUACCAAAUACACCUACAGUUUUAUAUACUCGUUUUAAUCGACCACAUGUACCAUUAUUUGAAACAGAUCCAUUACUUCCAUCAGAUAAUCUAUUUCCAAAUGAUGAUAGAAUUGAACUUUUAUCUGCAAAUCGAGUUCAAAUAAUUGAUGAUGAACUAUUAUCUGUUAAUUUAAAGUGA
Messenger RNA from Adineta steineri, 2223 nucleotides. The record is from the annotation of a GenBank genome assembly. Lineage: Eukaryota; Metazoa; Rotifera; Eurotatoria; Adinetida; Adinetidae.